Molecule: messenger RNA, 791 nt
Organism: Gastrolobium bilobum
Lineage: Eukaryota; Viridiplantae; Streptophyta; Magnoliopsida; Fabales; Fabaceae
Product: LOB domain-containing protein 1-like
Exons: 2
Coding region: 44-712 (222 amino acids)
Source: RefSeq, a predicted model, not a curated record
AACCCUUUUAAGCUCUGUUUUCCUCUGUCUCUCACAAAACACAAUGGAAUACAAAGUGAAAACCACAACAUCACCUUCUCCACCAAUCCCAAUCUAUGUUCCCACCAUGCUUUCAAACUCUCCUCCAUCUUCAUCUUCUUCACCUCCUCUUUCACUUUCUCCCGCACCUUUCCCUUCACCCUCUCAGUCCUCUCCCUCUACUGCUGCUGCUCCUCCUCCACCACCACCAGUGGUGGUUAGCCCUUGUGCUGCCUGCAAGAUCCUCCGCCGCAGGUGUGUGGAGAAGUGUGUCCUUGCUCCCUAUUUUCCUCCCACUGAUCCAAUCAAGUUCACGAUUGCUCAUAGAGUCUUUGGAGCUAGUAACAUCAUCAAGUUCUUGCAGGAACUACCAGAAUCUCAGAGAGCAGAUGCUGUGGGAAGCAUGGUUUAUGAAGCAAAUGCUAGGAUCAGAGACCCAGUGUAUGGUUGUGCAGGUGCAAUAUUUCAACUUCAAAAGCAAGUUAAUGAGCUACAAGCACAGCUAGCCAAAGCACAAGCUGAGGUAGUCAACAUGCAGUGCCAACAAGCUAAUUUAGUGGCUCUAAUUUGCAUGGAAAUGAGUCAAUCACAGGACCAGCACAUGCUUCAACUUCAACCUCAACCUCAUGUUGAUAUGAGCUGCUGCUUAGAGGACAACACUAUUGGCUCUGCUUGGGAGCCUCUUUGGACAUGAAAAUUGAAUGAAUGAAGUAUCUUAGAUAUUAUCUAUUAGAGAAACAUUAAUUUGUGCUAUAGUAACUGUUAAACUUUCA